Molecule: messenger RNA, 7051 nt
Organism: Haliotis rubra (blacklip abalone)
Lineage: Eukaryota; Metazoa; Mollusca; Gastropoda; Lepetellida; Haliotidae
Product: NAD-dependent protein deacetylase sirtuin-3-like
Exons: 11
Coding region: 111-2162 (683 amino acids)
Molecular function (GO): NAD+ binding
Source: RefSeq, a predicted model, not a curated record
AUGGCGUCCUUUCCGGUUUGAUGGUGGCUUUUUUCUUUACAAAAUUUAAAAUGAGGACAUUAAGAAUAGACCAUCUGAAAUGAAUUCAGAAUUCGUUUGAAGCGAACAGUAUGUUCAGAAGAAUUCUAAUGGCAACAAUAACAAACUCUAAAGGCAAGACUGUGAUAGGUGACAAGACCAAUGCCACAACUUCCACCAUGGGGAAGAAGAAAGCCCAGAUCCGUGCCUUCAACUCCAAGAGCAGCCCAAUAUACAAGACGCAGUCGGACACCUCUCUUGUCAGUGGCAUGAGAAACCUUAGUCUCAGGGAAAAGAAUGACUCCCCAUCAAAGCCACCACCCCCAAGACGUGGAUUCUGCAGUGGCAAAACAACAAUACGGAACCUGUCUGAUGUGGCUGACGUGAUACGAAACCAACAGGUCAGAAAUGUGGUGAUCGUGGCCGGAGCUGGCAUCAGUACACCAAGUGGGAUACCAGACUUUAGAACCCCAGGAACUGGUCUCUAUGACAACCUACAGCAAUACAAGAUCCCUUACCCCGAAGCCAUAUUCGACAUUGACUACUUCCACCAUAACCCACGACCGUUCUUCACACUUGCCAAGGAGCUGUACCCCUCGCGGAAGUACCGCCCCAACUACAUCCACUACUUUGCCCGACUCCUGCAUGACAAGGGGAUGCUACUCCGCAUGUACACACAGAACAUUGAUGGCUUGGAGCGAUUGGCUGGUAUUCCACCAACCAAACUGGUGGAAGCUCACGGAACAUUUGCCACUGCAACGUGCGUCAUCUGCAGCCAGAAAUACAAGGGUGAUGACAUCAAGGACAAAAUAUUUGAUGACAAGAUUCCAAGAUGUAAACGAACUGCUUGCCCGGGAAUUGUGAAGCCAGAUAUCGUCUUUUUUGGAGAGGAACUGCCAAAACGCUUCUACUACUACCUCAAGGACAUGCUGCAGACUGACAUGGUACUUGUGAUGGGGACGUCGCUGGAGGUUCAACCAUUUGCUGGUAUCAUAGACAAUGUCAGAUGGAAUAUACCACGCAUCCUGUUUAACAGGAAUGCAGUUGGACCGUUCCGUCACAACAAACGUGGUAAAGAUAUUGUGGCUGAAGGGGACCUACUGGAGGUGAUGCAGAAGUUUGCUGGGAUGAUGAACUGGAAGCCGGAGAUGGCCGACCUGAUUACGGAGUGCGAGGGAGAGUUCAGAAUAUCAUACAGUAAUUUGAAAAUGGAACCACAGCACAGCGGUACCAGCUCGGUGUUUGAAUGCUGGGGCAACCCUCCCCCAGCCCCGGCAAAGACGAGCCCAAGUCCGACCAGUAAACCUAACCAGCCGUAUGCUAGCAUGUGGCGACAGAAAGCUCGUCUGGAUUUGUUCCGUGCCAACUUCUACUUCUCCAGCAGUGACAGCAUGUCUUCCACAACUGACAGUGAUUCAUCAGAAGAUGACAUACCUCAGAAGAAGUCGGGCUUGGGCUCCGGACACCGAAAUAACACAAGGUUUAGAGGAAUUAAAACAGACCCACCAAGUCGAAAAUUUGGUACAACCCAGUCAAAAAGGAACACACAGGUUACAGAUAGGAAACCAACUCAAGGAGCUUGGAUGAAGCAGCAUGUAAAGAAUGACAGUGGUGUUACUACUGGCUCACAAGCAAAAACAAAGACUACUGAAUCGGGAAAGAGAGAGCUGCCCAAGAGACGUAGUUCUUUAUCUUUACGAUCUCUUCCUGACUCUUCUGGACCUGUUACUCAAGGGUCUCGCCAAAGAGACCAGACGGCAACCCCAUCUUCUGAAACUUUGAGUGAUACUAAUGGUCGGGUAAGGGAUAAAAACAAGAGAAUUACUCCCAACGCAACAAAUCUUGUUUCCCAAAGGACAAGUUCAAGGGAAGCGCUACGCAAACCAUCAAAUGGUGUUUCUACUCGACAGUUGUACAACAGACCACCCAUUCAACCCUCUUCCAAAACAAGGGCUGCUCAACAGCAGAGAAAUAUUGACAGACAAAAGACUUUGUUCCGAGCAGGAUCGGCCGAGAUCCCUCGGUUGACGUAUCGACAUCAGAUUCAGAAACCUGUUCGUGAUGCACGGAUUCUGUCCUACGCAAACCGAAGUUCAGAUAGUUCAAGCGCCACUUCUUCAGAAGAUUCAGAUGAUUCCAGAUGAUGAGUUUCUGCUAUAGCAGUUAGCCUUACAUGUUCACUGUGAUACCGUAGUGUCUUGUAUACUGUAGGUGUAGAUGUCAUCCCAGAAAUAACUCAUGUUAUACCGUAGUGUCUUGUAUACUGUAGGUGUAGAUGUCAUCCCAGAAAGUAACUCAUGUUAUACCGUAGUGUCUUGUAUACUGUAGGUGUAGAUGUCAUCCCAGAAAUAACUCAUGUUAUACCGUAGUGUCUUGUAUACGUAGAGUGUCUUAGCUUAGCAGGACUGGACACUAUGGACCAGUGGUAUUACUGAUUUAUGUAGACCCACUCAGAGGUCAUGCUGAUAUUUAUGGGAUGGUAGAUUUGGCUUAUGUAAUAUCUAAAUACAGGACCAUUUAAAAUGAAACUUUAAUGCAAAGCUUUACAUUUCUGCUAUUAAUGCAGAGUUAAAAAGUAUGGUAAAAAUACUUCUGCAUUAAAGAAAAUAACUGCUUGUUCAUCAAAAUAAUGAUAAUGGUGCAGAUUACACUGUGUGACAGAAUAGGUACAGUAAGGCUUGGAGGAUGAACUUACACGGAUAAUCUUACAUUGACUGGUAGUACAAUGGUUUAGGUCCAGGCCCUUUAUAGAGUUACCUCCCUUAGUAAGACCAGAAUAUCCUGACAUGAUGUGAUCUAGAUUCAGUACCAGUCAAAGUUUCUCAAAGCCCAGCCAAUUUAUAGUUAACCCGUAAUAACAAGUUGUAUUCCAAACUUCAAACAUGGUGUUUGAAUGUAUGGUGGUUGAAAGUAUAUGGCUAUACUGCAUUAAUGAGCGAUGAUGACAAGCAGCCAUAACAUGGAUACCAGAGAUUUCUUCAAUAUAUUUUAUACAUAUGUCAGAACAUACAGUGAUUAGCAUACUUGAUGUAAUUGAUCAGUCUGGCCUGGUCAUAACAAGGUGAAGGUAAACAUGGGCAGAUAACUGUUCACAUACCCUGACCAUUAAAAGUGAAGGUCAGCAAGGGCAGAUAACUGUACAUAGAGGUAUUAAAUACAAAGAGAUACAGAUAAUAUUUUAUGUAGUUGUGAUCUGUCUUACUUGGUUAAUGUAAAUAUAUAACUGAAAUUGUCAAAGAGGUAUAAAAUACACAAAUCAUGUCCACAAGUUCCUCUUGAAUAGGUUCUCUUAUCUACCAUUUAUCAUAAUACACCUACCUUGUUUAAUGAAACAUUCUACUUAGAAAUAUGACAGUUUGACAAGACAGAAAGUUCGAAUAUCUGACUCAAGGUCUGUUAAAAAUAUUUAUGUUCUCAUACCAUCAUAUGUAGCAUUGAGCUCUGAUCUAGUAAUAUUUGUUUCUUUCUAUAAAGAUUGGCUCAUAAUAAUACAUUGCAGAAACAUGAAAAGGUACUGAAAUUGUUACAAAUAGUCUGAAAGCUUUCAGCACAGUCCAAACAAGUCAUCAUGAUUACUCAUGACGUUUUUGCCAUUUUGUCUCAACCAGAAUUGUUUAACUGGAACUAUUGAAGCCAGUUCUGUUUGCAAAUCCAUCCUAUGAACUGAAUUGUUUUCAAACUUGCCCUGUUGUCCCUGUAUAUUGGGAGAGUUGUGUGGAUAUUGUAUGACUGUGUGAUAGCCACUGUCUUUCCAUGUCAUGCCAAAGUCCAGGGCAGUAAGCCUGACUCUAGAGUAUUGUAUCCACAUUCCGUUAUGAUAAAUAAUGUGAACAAUUCGCCAACCUAGAUCCAUGUCAGAAGUAGAGUCCCAUCUAUAACUCAAAUGUUUCACAGAAUGUCUCAAGUUGAUGGGCUUGAAUUCUACAACCAGUGAUAUGUUAUCCAAGCAUAAAAGUGUCACAAAUGAAAAUUUAGCUGAAAAAAAUGUAUUCCUUACUGCUGAGAUGGAAUGGAUGCUGUUUGCUACCAAAUGUUCCAAAUGGUUAGUAACAAGAAUUGUCAGGUACUUCAGACAUUACAAAUCAGUGUUAUUUGAUUGGAUACUGAUUUGAUGAGCUGUGUUAAUCGAGGUGGACCUCAUCAUAACACAAUGGAGAUUUAAUACACUGUGUAUUCAGGGUGGUUGUAACAUUAUUAUUUUCCCUUGGAAUUAUUUUGUUCUUGUGCCAUGAAGGUGCCAAGGUUACUUACCAGUGCUUGUAUUUCGUGCCAGUGUUAAUAUGGUUAAGGGAAGAAAAUGUUUUUGAAUUUUGUGUGCUUUCCCCUCAUUUUUCAGGGUUUUCAAUUGGCGUUUAAAUCAAGUUUUGUUUGUGUGUCAGGCAUCCAUCUUGUUUUCUCACAGGAUUAUUACAAAAACAAUGAAAAAAUUGUGUUUUGAUUACCGUAUGUUAUAACUUAUCUUUUAUGUUUUCAUACAAAACAUUAAAAAAAUUAGGCAAGAGGCAUUUUAAUGUUUUGGAAAAAAUAAGAUCAGAAGUAAAUUUGUUUUUACCCAAACUUAGUUUGCAUAGCGUACAAAAACUGUUUCCAGUCCAUACUUCACCUGUCUUAAGUUAAUGUUACUGGCAAUGGACAUUCUGCUGGAUACAUGAUUAUAGAUUUAUUUGUAUAAAUGGAAAAAAGAAAGGAGGUAGCAUAGCACCCUAUUUGACCCACUGAAGUAUUGGUAUAAAAGUUAUUAGACAUGUUCAUGGCAGAUGACGAGCCUUUUUUCACUAUUACAGGAUCAAGUAUAAUGAUUGAUCAUAGCCCAAAUAUAUGAAAAUAACCAAAUGUUUUGAACUUUGAAGUUAGAUCUAAGUAUUGUAAAUUUAUAAUAAUCAGCUUAGGUCAAACACUUAUUUAUGUAUAAAUAUGAAAAAACACUUGUUGAAAGCCUCAAAUGUAAUUCUCAUUCAUGCACGCACAUUUGGUAACAUUCAUACUGAGUAGAAAAGGUUUUUCCAAAUUUCUUGGAAGUAUCUUCUAGACCAAGUUGUACCCCUAACAUAUCAUACCUUGUAAUUAUUAUAAUGGGAUGAAAUAUAUUAAAUACUGUUAAUGGCUGUCCAAUAAUGAAGAAGUUUUCACCAUGACACAUUCUAGUCUUUGACAAAAUGCAUUUAUAUGUACAACAAGAAUAUUUCAUAUAAGCAAGUGUAUAUGUUUGCACAGAUACUGUCUAUAAAUGCCCAGUCCCUUGGAAUAUCACUGUAUCAGCAUAUUAAUGUUGUAUUUUAUUUAAAAACAUGAAAACUCUCUAUAUUUUUCCAAAAUAUAAUGUUUGACUUAUUAAGGCCCCUGUAAAUAAUUAUUGUUUCUGUAACCUAACUGACCAGUUGUCUCACUUAUGUCCAAAACAAAUUUAAUAUAUAUAAUAUAAUAUAUGUAAAUAUUCAAAAAAGAAUGGAAAUUUCCACAUAUCACAGGUGCAAGCAUUUUGACCAUCAGUUCUAAGCAAGUCAUCUGUGUUAAAUAUUAGCUAAACGAAUCUAAAAAACCCCAAAACUUACCUUCAACCCAUAUCUGUUAAAUUAAGAUUUCCUGGACCACAAGUAGGUUACUCUUUCACCAUACUUAUGUACCAGUGGUGUGAAAACAGCAUAUGUAUAGCUGAGUAUAUGUAUAUCUCAGAUUGCAUGUUUUUGUAAUAUAAAUCUUGCUACCAUGACCUUUUUAUACUUAUGUUACCAAAAUGUUGUAUAGAUUUUCAAGAUGUUUGUACAUUUCAAUGUGACAUCUAUAGUAUUACCCGUCUUGUUUUUCCUGCUUCCAUUGUGUAUGUCUGUGAGUAUUACCUCCUCAUGUUGUAGUUUUGGAGGGAAUUAGGGAAUGGUUUUGUUCUUACCCCUAGUGCUAGGUAUGGGAGUUGAGAGUGAGAUAUUGUUUGCAUCAGGUUUUUUCAUCAGAAAACAGAUCAAUUCAUUAGUCAGGAAGGGCCAGUUGUACAUAUUUUAGCUUCCAUGUCAGUUAGUGGCCAUUCUUUUGGAAGAUGUCAAAUGAUUUAGGUAGUGGAUGAGUUAGGAUAAGGGACAUUGAUGACCAUCUGGAAAUGCAAAUGUAAACGUUUAUAUAAAUUAUUAGCCAUGUGCAAAUAACAGCCAACUGGCCUAGAUAAAACUAUAUGAAGAUAUUAUUAGGUUAAGUCCAGAUCUUUAACUGGACAAGACUUUAAAAUUGUUAACUACUGUUAAAAUGAACUUGCUAAGAUGAGCUGCAUAAUGAAGAGAGCAUGUAUUUUACUCCUCUUCCGUUGAUUCUGGCAUAUUUUGAGGUUUGUUUCUUGAAAUGGAAUAUUUAACAUGGGAGACUAUUUUUCAAUAUGUGCCUUAAAUUAGUAAAUGAUAAUGCUGGAUAUUGUCCUCUUUUAUUCCAUAGUAUUCCAUCAGUGCCCUAUUCAGACUGCUCUUGUCAUUUUAUAGUUUACAGAACUCUGAUAACCAUUGGAAAUAAUCAUUAAUUAGUUUAAUAUUUUCAAACUAUAUUUUGCAUACCGGGGGGUAGGUUGUUUUGAUCAUUUGGAUAAAUGUGUGAAAAUACCAAUUCUGUAAUUCAAUAUUAAUUCAGAAACAUCAUGUCAUUACUUAUGAGGGCUUUGCCCCAAGGGAGACUUGCAGUGUUUAGAGAGGAUAUAGAUGUGUUUCAUAAGUUACUGUUUAAUAAGGUAAUACAUAUGCUCAAAACUACCCAAGUCUUUCAAAAUUGAAAUAUUCAUAUUUUUUUGUAAAUCAAGUUAAGAUGGAUGGGCCAGGCAAGUAAAACUAAAUAAUUAUAAUCUUUUUUUUCUCAAUGUGGAUCUGGUAUUGCCAAUCUGUAAGCUGUAAAAUACAAAAGGGUGUCACCUCAGCAUAUCAUUGUUAUCAGAUAUAGACAACAUGCAGCUGAUGUACAGAUCAAGGUGCUGUGUCACGGAUGAGUUUACCUGAAUGCUUGUGGUUAUACUAGUAACAUAUAGAGAGGAAAUAAACUGACUCCAUUAUCAGUACAGCAAGUC